AUGGUUCUUGAAUAUACUGGCGACCUCACGACAAAUCCCAUACGGCUGAGCGAGAAUCUCGUGUGGCACAACUCAGAUACGGUCUUGAAGCCAUGUGGCUGCGCUGGUUCCACCCCGGAUCACGCUGAUAUAGUACAGGUGAUAUUACCAGACACAUUGUCAGUCAAGCCAGAGACACGUACUGAAACUGCCACCUUGGCACGCGAUGGAGCGGUUGUCUUUGGAUACAAUCGCAACUUUCAGUGGCGAUGGGGUGAUACCGGAGAUCCUGAAAACGACGAAAUUACAAACAACGAAAGAAACUCGCUUUCACCAACAGGUGACGUCGAAAACACCAGCAGCAAUACGCUCUUAGUUGGCUCUGACAGUGAUGUCCUUGACGUGUCGAGUUCGCAGAUCCAUUCAACCUCCACCGAUAUCACCAUUGACAGUACAGUCGUGGAGAAUGAGCCAGUACACCCAAAGCCUCUCGUCCGAUCAUUUACCAGGUGGCAAUUGGAGUCACUCAAACCCGAGGACUACGCUGUUGGCAUUGUCUGCGCGCUGCCGUUGGAGCUCCUGGCCGUUCGUGCUUUAUUCGACCAAACUCACCCCGAUCUCCCUCUGUCUGCCGCGGACUCUAAUCAUUACGCUCUGGGGAGUAUGGGACGGCACAAGGUCGUUGCUGCCUGUCUUCCAGACGGAGAGUAUGGCACGAACUCUGCGGCGGAUGUUGCAGCGAAUUUGAGACGAAGCUUUCACCUGGUGAAAUUCUGCCUAUUGGUAGGCAUUGGUGGUGGUGUUCCAUCUUCCAGGAACGACAUUCGCCUCGGCGACGUUGUUGUCAGCAAGCCUAAUAGCAUGGGACCCGUGGAUUUCUACAGCCACCUCCUCGACUGGUAA
Molecule: messenger RNA, 882 nt
Organism: Penicillium daleae
Lineage: Eukaryota; Fungi; Ascomycota; Eurotiomycetes; Eurotiales; Aspergillaceae
Exons: 2
Coding region: 1-882 (293 amino acids)
Biological process (GO): nucleoside metabolic process
Molecular function (GO): catalytic activity
Source: RefSeq, a predicted model, not a curated record